Messenger RNA from Spinacia oleracea (spinach), 2034 nucleotides. RefSeq lists its product as uncharacterized. Lineage: Eukaryota; Viridiplantae; Streptophyta; Magnoliopsida; Caryophyllales; Amaranthaceae. The coding region runs from base 170 to 1669 and encodes 499 amino acids. The record is from RefSeq and is a predicted model, not a curated record. The transcript is spliced from 4 exons.
ACUUUCAGUUCAUAACAGACAGCUGCUGCGAAAGAGGGGCAAGUAACCAAAAUAAAAAAAAAAUUAAAUUAAACUAAAAAACUCAACUGAAGAACAACAGAAAACAUUAAACCCAGAAAUUACGGGAAAACCUAUGCAUUUAUCCUACGAUUAAUUGAACUCAACAACAAUGGAUGAAACUCAGAAAAUGACGGCUUUGAAGAAGGCAUAUGCAGAGAUAAUCCUGAACACGGCGAAGGAGGCGGCGGCGAGGAUAAUGGCAUCAGAGAGAAAAUCACAUCAGUUUUUGCACGAUCUUACUUCCACCAAAGAGGAAGCGCUUCGUCUUUUGCUCCGGCAAAAACAAACUAUGGAUGCUAAAAUUAAUGAAGCGGAAAUGAAAUCCCUAAACCAGCAAAGAAAAAUAGAAGAGCUAGAAGCUCAGCUCCAAGAAGCUGAAGAUAUAGUGAGUAACCUUAGAGUAGAGCUGAAUGAGGCGCAUAUCAAGUUGGAGGAAAUGGAAAAUAACCAAACGGCAAGUGCACCGAAUAUGACUGAAAAGGCUCACUGUGAGGCAGGAACCAAACUGCCCGAGAAUGGGCUAUCUGAAGCUGUUUCAGCUGCACAAACUAAUUCGUUUAACACAUCAGCAAAUGGGCAUUAUGUUUCAAAUAAUUCUUUAGAGAAUUUUGGUUAUUCUGGGGAUCCAGUUGUUCCUUCGAUAAUUUUGAGAAGCAAAAAACCUAAGCUGUAUAGAAACGGGUGUACGCAGAGAAUACAUGCGUAUAAAGGGAACCCGAUAUAUAGAAAGGGUCAUUCUCCUCUUUCUGGAGAAUCGGAUGACUUGAAAAAUGAGAAAGCCAGAAAAGAAGACAAAGAAGGUGAAGAGAUAUACAUGACUUCAAUAGGGGCUGAUACAUUAUCUGCAGAGAAGAAACCUAUUGACAAUAAAGAAGAAAAUAGUGUGGACAAAAGUAGUAGCAAACCUCAAGCAUUGACAUCAUUCCGAAAGAGAAGGAAAAGAGCUGUUAGAUACAGAAGAAGUAAUGCUUCUACACUAAACUCUAUUCCAGUUCUGGUCAAGGAAACAGUUUCUGAUUUUCCAAACUCUCAAACAUGCUUACCUGGUUCUCAUGACAUUCAUGAAACUAUUGGUAAUAAACAUAAGGAUUCACACUCACCUUCAAUAGUACCAUCUGGUGAUUCUGAAAUGAGAGAAUCAUCAGAGCGUGUAGCAACUACCCGAGGUGAUGAAACCGAGGUUCGUAUAGUUUUAGUGAAUGAAGAUACAGAUAUAGCUAAAAAUUCAGUUUUGAUUGAGCAGCAAAGUGUUUCUGGGGAUUGCUUAUAUGGUUUGAGUUCAAAACAAGAUCUUGACAUGAAGAACUCGUCUUCAGUAAAUCUAAAUCCUAAACCGAUGGAAACUGGUGAUGGUUUUCCUAGUCCACUGCCAAAAGAUAGGGUUCUUAAGUAUACUUUCCAGAGGAAACGGAAGAAGGAAUCCCUAAGUGGUGAUGAUAACAGCUUGCAGCAGGAGAACCCUUUGAAACGAAGUAUGGUAAAGAAGCAGAAUAUCGAUCUUGAGCCCCCAAACUCUAGCGCCGUGAGUGAAUCGUCACGAGAUAGUCGGAGAAUGGCACAGGUGGCACGCCAGCUGAUAUCUUUGUCUGAGAAGAAAUGGUGGAAGUAGAUAACAAGUUUGUUGUGUGCUGAGAAAAAGCUGCGGCAAAAUCAACAUUAAUGUAAAUGGAUCAACCCUUCGACGUUGUAGUACGUUGAUGUGGAAGUAGCAUCAUAUUUAACAGCAGUGACAGCAGCAGAAGCUGCUGCUUCUAUAGAGAGAAAGAUAUAGAGCUGUAAAUUGGCUCAGGUAAAUUAUGUUGUACGGCGUCACAUUCAAUAAAGUAAAAAUUCUUGUUUGUUACAGCAUUUUUCCUAAAUCUUUCGUUUAGAUGAAGAAUUAUUGUCAAACAGACUUGACAUAUUGAUACUUGAUAGUGUUGAAUUGUGUUCUUAACAGCCGAUUAUAUAUAGUGAAUGAUUUUACUAUAGCCA